Molecule: messenger RNA, 1285 nt
Organism: Triticum dicoccoides
Lineage: Eukaryota; Viridiplantae; Streptophyta; Magnoliopsida; Poales; Poaceae
Exons: 1
Coding region: 107-1048 (313 amino acids)
Source: RefSeq, a predicted model, not a curated record
UUGACACCCACCGCCCGCUCCCCGGCAACAAACUCCCCUCGUGCCCUGCUUUUUAUACGGCGCGCCGCCGUGCUGGGGCUCCGUCUUGCACAGUACGUCGCCGGCAAUGGCGGCGGCGACGGCGUGGGUGCGCUCGCUCAGCUGCAAGUACUCCACCGCCGUCGCCGACGACGCGUACAGCCCGCUGCUGCCCCCGCCCAAGAAGCACCCGCCGGCGCCGACGGUCAAGGGUGCUGCCUCCGUCGCGUUGCGGCCGCCGGAGAGGGGCCGGGAGAGCCGGAGGUCCAGGUCCAUGUCCUGCGAGCGGGACCGGCCUGCUGCUGCUACUGCUAGGAAGACCAAGAAGAAGAAGGAGGCGGACGCCACGUCCGAGCUCGCGAGGAAGGAGAAGCCCAGGCAGCGGCAGGCGCAGCUCGCGGCGUCGCUGGAGCGGCCUAGCUCGGCGCUCCUGGAGAUGACGGAGCUGCCGGAGGGCCACCCGUCGCGGCGCGUGGUGGAGCUCAUCUUCGCGUCGGGGUGGGCGCGCGCGGCCGACGGAGCCGCGGAGGUGGAUGCGCUGUUCCGGGUGCACGGCACGGCGCGCGCGGCGGCGCGCUUCGAAGCCGCGCGCGCCGCGGCCCGGGCGCGGGGCGAGGCCGCGGGCGAGGCGCGCUGCGCCGCCGACGGCAACGAGGUGAUGCGGUUCCAGUGCCGCCCCGCCGCGGAGGCCGGGGGCGGCAGCGAGGUGAUCUGCGCCGCCGUGGCCACGUGCCACAAAGCCGGCGCGGCCAGGGCCGUGCGCACGUUCUCCGGCAGCGGCGCGGCGGACGCGGGCGCCGGGGGAGAAGGCCGCGAGGGCCGCAGGGGCAUGCUGGUGUGCCGCGUCAUCGCCGGCCGCGUCCGUCGCGCCUCCGCCGACGAGCACCCCGGCGAGUACGACUCGGUGGAGGCGGAGGAUGGCGAGCUGGUGGUGCUGGACCGGCGCGCCGUGCUCCCCUGCUUCCUCGUGGUGUACACGGUCAAGCCUCCCCCGGAGCUCUCCACCUCCUCCAGCGGCCGCUCCCGCUGACCCGACCGACGCCGGCCAUGCACGGAUCCCUGCGCCGAUCACCACCACUCCACUCGCUAAUCCGCUAACUGUUAGCUAGAUAGGCUUGGAUCGAUGUUCCUUCCCCCAUUGAUCGACGCAAGGUGUGCAUGCGAGACUGUAAAAAAACUCGAUUGUUUUUCACCCCCACGAUUGUUGACCGAAAUUGUACCAUACUACUACGUACAUAAAAAAUGCAGCUACUUGUUGAGUUCACUA